Pseudozyma hubeiensis SY62 is the source of this 2652-nucleotide messenger RNA. RefSeq names its product potential fungal zinc cluster transcription factor. Gene Ontology annotation, molecular function: zinc ion binding; DNA-binding transcription factor activity, RNA polymerase II-specific. The record is from RefSeq and is a predicted model, not a curated record. Bases 1 to 2652 code for a protein of 883 amino acids. Lineage: Eukaryota; Fungi; Basidiomycota; Ustilaginomycetes; Ustilaginales; Ustilaginaceae. Gene Ontology annotation, biological process: regulation of DNA-templated transcription. The transcript has a single exon.
AUGCUUUCACCGCGGUCGUCGAGCCUCUCUUCGUCGACCCCGUCAGAGACCGAAGCGCUCCUUGCCCAAAUCGCCUCUUAUCUCAACCUGCCGUCGGCUUCGCAACCUCGCACGCUUGCACAGCUGAGCGGGUCACCGCAACUUGAUGGGCAACAGCCAUCAUCUCUGCCAGCGUCAGUCUCAGCCGAGGCGACGAGGUACGAUCCGCUCUGGCAGCCGUCCCAAGUGGCGGGACACAGGAGCUGGCGUUCUUCUUCCUUCUCCUCGUCCUUCUUGGAUGCCGAGAACAGCACCUCGUGGGAUUCUGCCCCUGUGCAAAGGCUCAAGAGGCGCUUCGGUGCGACGUGCGACCAUUGCAGGAGCGUCCAUCUGCGAUGCGAUCUGCCGUCGCGUUCCAGCUCGGCUGCCAUACCGUCGUCGCUCCCAUCCGUUUUGGACCAGAUCGAUCAGCAGCAGACGGCACCAGCAGGAUCGCUCUCUUGUUCACGAUGCCAAGCAAAAGGAUUGAGGUGCACCAUGACACCCACGCGCGCAUCCGAACGUACAACUGCGUUCAAUCGCUCCGGCUCGGUCAUCCAGAAAGCUCGCAGCCUGCAUGGAUCUCUGGCUCCUGCUGCCCCAAAAAUGGAGGAGCAGGCCUCAGCUUUGAUCACUGCUGUAUGCGCCGCUACGGCCAUGCGGCCGACAGCGUUUCGAAUCACCGAUCGAGUCAUGGCCAGAUCACUGACGGUCCGCAUGCUCAAUUGCUACUUUGCCGUCUGCCACGUUCAGCUGCCCGUCGUCGACUAUGUCGAUUUCCGAGCCAGAUUCAACGCGGCGGAUGGCGAUCCGCGCAGGAUGUCCAUGCUCGCCAAUGCUGGCAGACAGCAUGCACGCGCUCAAGAUUCCAGCCCUCACGUCAUAGUCGGCACGCCAGCGAGUACCGAGACCCUCUUGGCUGUUCUGGUUGCCUGGGCCGCUCGAUACACGGAUGCGCCACUUGCUUUCGGUGUCACCAGCCAAGACGCUGCUGGCGGUAGUUCCUCCUCAAGCUCGCCCUUCAGCUCCCCGACAGAAUCACGACGAGGUUCGUUGGCCACAACGACUCCACCGAAGCGCAAACGAAAGCGCGGAGUGGCAUGCGAUUCUUGCAGGCUCCGUCGAGUGCGUUGCGAUAUCACCGAGGUGGUCGCCGGUUCCAGCUGCAGCCGGUGCCUCGAGAAAGGUAUAUAUUGCACUGACGAGUACAUUCGGUCUACACAAGCCAAGUCCAAGCAGAAGACAUCCGGCGACAGCAGCACCAGCAACAACGAUGGGGACUCCUCCAGCCUUUCGGUGGCCUUCAAUGCGUUUUUGGACACUUCACCCUCGUUGACCAGCUCGAUCAGCCUACGUGCAUGGAUGCCAUCCGCUGAGGCUGUAGGUGGUUCGGGCACUCAUGCACAGCGUUCGCUCGCGUGGCGUCGAGGAAGGCAGCGAAAGGCAUUCUGCCUGGGCGCUUUGCAGCACGCUCUCGACCUGGCGAACAAGCACGAUUUGGUGAACAAGCCAAGCGUCGAGUGCAUCCAAGUGCUCACCUUGCUUUAUUCUCUCGUCGAGUCGAUCGAUCCGGCUCAAGGUCAACGUCUCAUCAGGGCGGCGUGCAGUCACUUGGAGAAGCUCGGGCUGACAGCUCAAAUGACCUUGAAUCUCGGCGAUUCGAACAGCGUGGUCAACGUUCUGCGGACACUUCAAGCGCAUCGCAGCUACACGGUUCCGUGGUGUAUGGAUGCGAUCGCGUCUGUGCUGCUCAAACGAGCGCCUUGCUUUGCGCUUGAGUGGAUCGUCCAAUUCGAAGAGCAUGGGCAGCAGCAAGCUCAACGGCCCCUGUUGUCACUGGUGCCUUCCCAGAUGAGCGGCCUCACCCAGGCGGCGGGUGUGGGGUUGUCCAUCACGUCCAUGCUGCAACUCGGCGCGGUGGCACGCUCGAUCGGCAAGCACAUCCUGAUGGAGCAACGAGUCGACAAGCUGCAACAGGCUUGUCACACAGCAUGGUUUAGCGUCGACAGCGUGAUGAGCAUGUCUGACCGCUCCGCCAGCUGCGUAGGCUCGGCGCUGGAUUCCAUGCCUGCGCUGCAUCCGCUCGGAUGGGUGGGCAUCACCAAGGUGCUCGCUUCGCUUCUGCACCUAGCCAUCUUUCGAGCGCUAAGCGAACAGUGCGCGGCGUUGGCGGCACAAAAUGUACCGGACGAUCUUGAGGCGAUGCAGAUGCUGCAAAGCCAAGGCAUGCUUCGAGCGAUCGAGUCGUGUCGAAGAACAAGCCACUUCAUCAAGGUCAUACUGCCAUUGGGCAUCAUUCAGUUCCGAGGCAGCACCUUCAAGCAGAUCCCGCAUCUGGCCAAGUUUCUGGCCCAAGUGCCAACAGUCGCCGAGCCUCAGGGUGAAACAGACUUUCAAAGUCAGCAGCAUUCGCCGCCGAUGGACGCACUGCACUCGUCGGAUAAGCGCCAGGGAGAGGUGCUGAAGUCGGUAGAAGGGCUCGGUCGCGCUCAACUCGGUCCGUUCACCACAGCAGCCAAGCAGCGGGAAGUCGAGUGGCUCAUAGCUGCACUGCUACAGCUGGGCUAUGCGUGGGACGAGAUGCCGGACGAGGCGAACGACGUUCAGAGCCUGCUUCACUCGCAAGGCUUGUGA